Molecule: messenger RNA, 2964 nt
Organism: Neoarius graeffei (lesser salmon catfish)
Lineage: Eukaryota; Metazoa; Chordata; Actinopteri; Siluriformes; Ariidae
Product: polyunsaturated fatty acid lipoxygenase ALOX15B-like
Exons: 15
Coding region: 118-2127 (669 amino acids)
Biological process (GO): linoleic acid metabolic process; lipid oxidation
Molecular function (GO): oxidoreductase activity, acting on single donors with incorporation of molecular oxygen, incorporation of two atoms of oxygen; protein binding; iron ion binding
Source: RefSeq, a predicted model, not a curated record
AAGCAAGGCCACUCAGUCUCUCCUUGUCUGUCUUCUGAGUCCUGCUCGUAGCCAUUGAGAACACUAGUCUGAUCAACAGUAAGACUUCAGAAAACAUCGAAAAUAUUCUGAAUAACGAUGGUGAUCUACACAGUGACGGUAUACACAGGGAAGAGAGCCUUGGCUGGCACAACAAGCUCCAUCUCCAUCAAAUUACACGGUCCCCAGAAGGAGAGUGAUGAAACGGAUUUGGAUACAGGACUCUUCUCUGGCUUUUCGCAAGGAUCAGAACGGAUAAUGAAGAUAAAGUGUGAAGCAUCUCUGGGGGAGCUCAUACUUGUGAAACUCUACUCCAAGCCAUUUUUGGGUGUUGAGAACGAGUGGUUUUGUGAUAAGAUCUUGAUUACAACGCCUGAAGGGGAUGAGAUUUUGUUUCCAUGUUACCGUUGGUUGGGCUGUAACGAGAAGCUCGUUUUAAGACCAGCUAAAGCUUUGCUCAAGUUCCAGGAUAGCAACCCAGCAACCCAUCAAGAAAGAAGGAGACAGCUAGAAAAUCGACAGGAGAUAUUUAGAUGGCAUGUGUACGCACAGGGCAUCCCCCGCAUUAUCAGUUUUGACUCUGCCCGUGCUCUGCCAGCUGAACUUCGGUUCUCUUACACGAAGGAGACAGAAUUUGGCUUAACGGCUGGAAAGCAGUUACUUAAACUUAAGAUAACAGGAUUAGCUGACUGUAGAAAAUCAUGGGAAAGCAUCAGCCAACUGGAGCCAAUCAUUUGUGGAUUCAGAAGCGAAACCUUGAAAUAUGUUAAAGAUCACUGGGACGAGGAUGAGUUCUUUGCCUACCAGUUCCUGAAUGGCCUCAACCCCAUGGUGAUCCAGCAAUGCUCAAAGCUGCCAGACAACUUCCCUGUUACUAAGGAGAUGGUCAAAGACUCCUUGUAUGGAAACACCUUGGAGCACGAAAUGAAGAAAGGGAACAUCUUCCUGUGCGACUACAAGAUGCUGGACAAACUAAUAGGAAACGUGGUGGACAAUGAACAGCAGUACCUCACAGCUCCACUGGUGCUGCUGCACUGCAAUCAUCAUGGAAAGAUGCUGCCCAUCGCCAUUCAGUUAAUGCAGACCCCUGGACCGGACAACCCCAUCUUCCUGCCCACCGACUCCAAGCAUGACUGGCUGCUGGCUAAGAUCUUUGUGCGGGCCGCAGACUUUAGCGUGCACGAGGUGGACUUCCACCUGCUCAGAACUCACCUGCUGGCCGAGGUGUUCACCGUGGCAACCCUGCGACACCUCCCAUCUGUACACCCACUCUUCAAGCUCCUCAUUCCCCACACUCGCUACACACUCCAGAUCAACAUCUUGGCACGAGACCGGCUGAUUUCCGACGAUGGAGUCAUUACAGUGUAUUCAGGCAUUGGUGGUGAUGCCUUGGUUAGUUUACUGAAGCGGGCAACAAAAGCCCUGACCUACAGCUCCCUGUGUCUGCCUGAGAACAUCUCUGAGAGAGGCCUGAAGAACGUCCCCAACUACCACUACAGAGACGAUGGGAUGCAACUGUGGAACAUCAUCAACAAGUAUGUUGCAGGAGUCUUGCAACAUUACUACAAAUCUGAUGAGGACGUGAAGAAGGACACAGAACUGCAGAACUGGAUCAGUGAGAUUUUCACCAAGGGUUUCCUGGAAAGAAGCAACACAGGAAUGCCUAAGUCUUUUCAGACAGUGCGUGCCCUCAUCAAGUUCAUUACCAUGGUGAUCUUCACGGUAUCUGCCCAACAUGCUGCUGUCAACAAUGGACAGUUUGACUACGGUGGCUGGAUGCCCAACUUUCCCACUGCACUCCGAAAGCCCCCACCCAAAGAGAAAGGCCAGACCACUAAGGAAACCAUCAUGGAGACACUGCCCAAUGUCAGCACAACGGUCAAUGGAAUGGCUGUUCUGAAAUUGCUAAGCACAAAGUCAACAGAUAACUAUCCUCUUGGAAAUUUCCCAGAAGAUCUGUUUGAUGAAGAGGUUCCAUGCAAGCAUAUUAAAGAAUUUAAGGAGGCCCUGGAGAAGUUGUCAAGUCGCAUCAAGGAGCGCAACAAGAGCCUGAAACUCCCCUACACCUUUCUAAGCCCUGAGAAUGUAGACAGCAGUGUAGCUCUUUAAAAGAAUAUGCUGUAUUUUUGAAAGAGCUUUCUUUAUAUGAAUAAAAAUAUGUCAACAAAAAUAAAAUAUAACCAACCAACCUGAAAAACAAAUCAAAAAUACAUUGGAUAUACAUGUGUAGAUGGCUGAUGACUGAGAUAAGAUCUUAAAAAGUACCGGUAGUGCACCUCCAUGCCUCGCUAUGCUGCAUACCUCCUUUUUGCUCCACUGCCCCUGCACACCACACAGUCCUAUUCCCACACAUCCUUUUCAUUCUUGACGUUUUCCAAUGUGGGCUAGGCUAUAAAAAAAAUCUAAACAAUCUAUAUAAUCUUUAUCAUCACAGCAUACUCCCGCAUACGUCCGGAAAAACCCUUUUUCAUGAAAUGCCACAAGUCUUCCAAGGAAAAUCAAUUUCCUUAUUGGCAAUGUUCCCAUGUUUUCAUAUGUUCACACCAGACAUUCUUAUUCUCAGGCAACCUUUUCAUAUUGACGUUCUCCGAUAUGGGCUAUGAUGCAAGCCCCAAAUUCUUUGCAAUUUUACAUUGAGGAACGUUAUUCUUAAAUUGUUGCACUGUUUGCCCACGCAGUCUUUCACAGAGCGGUGAACCCCUCGCCAUCUUUACUUCUGAGAGACUCCGCCUCUCUGGGAUGCUCUUUUUAUACCUAAUCAUGUUACUGAGCUGUUGCCAAGUAACCAAAUUAGUUUGGAGGGUUUUUUUUUUUUUUUGCAUUAUACAACUUUUUCAGUCUUUUGUUGCCUCUGUCCAACUUUUCUGAAACGUGUUGCUGACAUCAAAUUCAAAAUGAGCACAUAUUUUUCAGCAAACAAUAAAAUUUCUCAGUUUCAACAUUUGA